Molecule: messenger RNA, 2833 nt
Organism: Misgurnus anguillicaudatus (oriental weatherfish)
Lineage: Eukaryota; Metazoa; Chordata; Actinopteri; Cypriniformes; Cobitidae
Source: RefSeq, a predicted model, not a curated record
AUAAACCCACUAAAGAAAGAAAGAAAGAGCUCGCGUGUGAUGUGUAUUUAUUGCGCAGAGCCCUUGGGAUGUUUGUAGGUUCAAGUACUCUCGUGUGAUUAGAGGAAUAACUCUGAUUCAUUGGAAGCUGAAGGCGGUCGGGGCAUGACUGUUCCAUGAAUGGAUCAGAAAUAGUGUUGAUGAUGGAUGUGAUGUGCUGUAAAUCAGUAGGAACUGAUCUGUCCAUGCUGGAUAUUGAUGAUUUCAUGACAGAAAUCUCUCAGCUGAAGAAAGAGGUGGCGUUACUGGAGACAAAGCUGAGAUUAAGAGGAGAUGAAGGACUGAAGAGAGAGGACUCCGAGCUCAGUCUGACUUUACUCUGUUAUACUGAGUCAAAGCACACAGACGCUCAGGACACUACAGUGUGUGACAGUAAUCAGGACUUACAGGAUGAUGAAUCUACUGAUCAAACCUCCACAGAGUCUCUGGAUUCUGUCUGUAACGCUGGAGAACAGCAGCAGAUCCUGCAGACCAAACUCAACAUGUGUUCAGUCAAACUCGUGGAGAUGAGAAGAGAAACCAUAACAGAGGACCAUCACACUGAUGGAGACAAUCAUGAUGAUGAUGAUUUUUUUCCUCCAGGUGUGAAGAGUGAUUCAUCUUGUGUUGGCGAAAUAACGUCCACAUCAAAGGAGCGAGUGACAGCACAAACUUUUUCCUGCAUCACCGGCAGAGAGACAUUGAGCUCACAUGGACAUUUAGAGGGAAAACACACAGAACAGAAACUCUUCACCUGCAGCAGAUGUGAGAUGACCUUUACAACCGUACAAGAGCAAAGACGUCACUCAAAUGUGCACAGAGAGAAGAGGCACUGUGAGCUGUGUAGUAAAGUUUAUAUCUCCUAUUCUGGUCUGAAACAUCACAUGCUGACACACAGCGGUGAAAGGCCUUUCCACUGCACUGAAUGUGACAUGCGUUUCAGAUCCAGGAAUGUACUCGUUACACAUAAGAGAACACAUACAGGAGAAAAACCGUACAAGUGUCCUCACUGUGAGAUGAGAUUCACCCAAAAACCUUGCUUAAAGAAACAUGUCUUUUUACACACCAAUGAGAGACCGUAUCAGUGCAGUGAAUGUGGAAAAACCUUCAGGGAUUCAGUUUGUCUAAAGACGCACCAAAAAAUACACUAUGAGAAACAAUAUGAAUGUUCACACUGUGAUAAACGUUUCUGUCAUAAAUCUCAGCUGACGAGUCAUCAAAGAGUUCACACUGGAGAGAAACCUUAUCUCUGCUCUCAAUGUGGAAAGAGCUUCUCUUGUUCAAGUUCUUUAAGAGAUCAUCAGAGAGUUCACACUGGAGAAAAACCUUAUCAGUGCAAUGUUUGUGGGAAGAGUUUUACUAAACAUUACAAUUUAUCGUCACACCGGAGAACUCAUACAGGAGAAAGACCUUACAAAUGCUCUCUGUGUGAGAAUACGUUUACUCAAGCGGUUCUCCUGAGAAUCCAUCUGAGAGUUCACACUGGAGAGAAACCUUACGUCUGCUCGAUCUGUGGAGAGAGAUUUGCUAAUGUAGGACCUUUUAAGACUCAUCAGAAGAAACAUGUUCAAAGCGACCUAAACUAUGAGAAAGACUUUGUUAAAAAAUAACAGCCAAAUGUCAGAACAGCAGUAUAAUUGUACAUAAAAGAUAUAACUAACACCGUUUAGCUUUAUGGUAGAUUUUGUACUACAUUUGCAUGAGGCUUUGUGUGUGUAGUUUGAGUACUAUGCAUACUUUUAAUGUUAUCACAGUAAAACAUCUGGAUGCAUAAAUGAACCACAGAUGUGACCACAGACCCCCUGUUGAAGAGCGAUUAAAGAGCGUGGGUUUAUCAAGUCAUGUUUUCUGGUUUAAAAUUUGUUUGUGACAAACUCCAUAUAUAUACAGCACCAGAGGAGAUUGCCAGAGGUGUCCCCCAAGGAUCUGUGUUGGGGCCCCCAUAUCCUAACAUGCAGGAUGUUAGUGUUAGACAUGAACAAGUCUUAUAAAAAUAAAAUAACAGCCUCAUGCAAACCAUUCUAGAAACCAGAAAUCCAACCUUUUUUCUGUUUAUUCUUCAGAUUUUGGUUCCCAAAAUGCUUUGCAUGAUGCCUUUAAUUUACUUUUAUUUUGUGAAGAUAAAGACUUGUUAAUGUUUAUAUAACCUUGAACAAACUGUUUCCAGUAAAUGACAUAAUUUUAAAUCUAUGGUCUUAUUUUAUUUUUUGUACUAAAAGUGUACUGCAAUUUCUACAGAAAUGUUAUAGAGUGAACGUAAUAUGUGAUGCACCUUAAUUUAUAAUGAAUGCUCUUGAUCUAUCCAUGAUGCAAAUAUAUCAUGGGUGGUUUCCCAGACAGGGAUUAGCUUAAGACAAGACUAUAUCUCAUAAUAGACCCCUUAAAGUAACAGAUUUUUAUAGGAGUCUUCUCAUACCUGGUUUCUCUUCUUGUUUUCUUGUCUCCCCCUCAUUCUCUCAAAACAAACUGUAUAUGAAAUGCUACAUUCUACAUGCACAAAGAAUCUGAAUCUGGUCUUCAUUCACUGUAGACAUAUUAGACAACACCCCUGAGUUUACAACAACCAAUCACUACCAAAGUUCUAUCGUUAUAACAAUGCUUCGUUCUCUCUGGAUAUUUAAGGAAGGUUUGUAAGGGUUCAGGGGGGAUUUUUAUAUUUAGAAAAGAACCCCUCUGAUGUUGUGUCAUCUGUAACCAGAUCUUUGUCUAUUUACUGGUUAUGCAAUGGUUUGAUUGUUUUGUAUUUAAAUUGGAUUGUUAAUUGGCUUCUGAAUUAUGUUUUUCCUACCUGGUUAAUAAAUUAUGUUUGACUUUA